This is a messenger RNA of Anastrepha ludens (Mexican fruit fly), 860 nucleotides long. Its product is annotated as pickpocket protein 11-like. Gene Ontology annotation, cellular component: membrane. The coding region runs from base 10 to 537 and encodes 175 amino acids. The record is from RefSeq and is a predicted model, not a curated record. Gene Ontology annotation, biological process: sodium ion transport. NCBI's taxonomy places the organism in Eukaryota, Metazoa, Arthropoda, Insecta, Diptera, Tephritidae. The transcript has 2 exons. Gene Ontology annotation, molecular function: sodium channel activity.
CUAUGAGAAAUGCAACCACAUUCUUUCCAGACCUAUUCUACCGCAUUGUGUUGCAUGGAUCGUCGCAUUCGCAAAGCCUUGGAGCUUUGUAAAUGUAAACCACAUUUCUAUGCUGUGGCUUCAGACCUACCCGUUUGCAACAUCGACCAGCUUCUAUGUUUACAGCGGAACAAUUGGGCGCAGACAAAUUGCACCGAUUGUGUCCAACUCUGUGAGUAUAUGUUUUAUGUACAGCUGCAACAAAGCCUUUCGCCCGCCAGGGAGAAGGAGGGUUUUCUCAGCCAAAAGUUUGAACGCACCGCUGUCAUACAACUCAGCCUGCCCUACAGAGGCAUACGUCGGCGUGUGGUCUUCAGCUCUGAUCAAUUGGUUGUCUCGUUUGGCGGUGCGGUUAGCCUAUUUCUAGGCGCCAGCUUUAUGACCUGUUAUACAAUGAUAAAAAUCUUUGGCGACUUUGUUGCACUUAAUUGUAGGCACUUCUGGAGACAACAACAGCAACCACAACGCAGGAAGCUAGUGCGAGUGCAGCCCAUUUAAGGCACAAAAAUAAAAACAAAGUCGUACUUUCAGUUGAUGCAACACAAGACUCUAUGGGAAUGGUCUCAAUACUAAUGCUAUAACUACGUAAGAAAAUUGAAUUUGUGCUGCAAAGCAAUCAACUGAGUUAUCGAUUUUCUAUGACAUAUUUCUAUCCUCUCUUCCUCUUCUCACUUCCUCUAAUGCGAACAAAGCUAUCAACUAACAAUGGCAUGCAAUGAAAUAGCAGUAGAAAUUAUACAUAAAGAGAAAAUGUGACACACACACACACAUACACAAAACAACUCAACGAAGGGUGAAUUCAAUAAAAUCGCUUGCUUUAC